Caenorhabditis angaria is the source of this 438-nucleotide messenger RNA. The record is from the annotation of a GenBank genome assembly. Lineage: Eukaryota; Metazoa; Nematoda; Chromadorea; Rhabditida; Rhabditidae.
AUGGGAAACAUCCAAACACACACCGUGCAAUGUGUUCUCCUCCUCAAUUUAUUCACCGAAAAAAUCUUCGUAAUCCUCUGGGCCUGGUAUAUUAUCCUAACAACUUUCACCAUCGCCAAUCUCUUCAGUUGGAUAUUUGCGGUUUUCAAUGAAACCUACAAUGAGCAUUUUAUUUUGAAUCGAUUGGAAAUGUGUGAAAUGCCUUUUGAUAAAGAGGAUAUUAGUAAGUUUUAAAAAAAUCUUGGAGAAUUCAUUUAAAAAAACUGAAAAUUUCCAGAAAAUCGUGAACACGUCCAACGAUUCAUUCAAAAAUAUCUGGGAACCGAUGGUUUGUUCUUGCUCCAACUUAUUGAUCAACACGCCGAUGUUGUUUUCACAACAGAGCUCAUUGGAGCUCUGUAUAAAAGUCAUUAUGAAAUUGAAGAGCAGAGAAAGUGA